AUGGAGGCACAGGCCUGUGGGCGGAUUGGGCUUCGGGUGCUGGGCCUGGGAAGAGGCAGCUGGCUGAAGGUGCUCGGUUGGGGAUUGCUGCAUGUGAGGUGGCAGGCGGGUGGCACUUUGGCUAAAGCAAAUGGGAGCAGCUGGAGGUUGAUUGGGAGUGUGGUGUUGGUGCUUCUGGUGGAUGACGCUUUAGUAGGAACUUUCGUUUCAUUUACUGCAGUGGAUGACGCUUACACAGAAACUGUCGUCUCAUGUACCACAAGAGACAACAGAGAAAAUAUUAUAUAUUUGUCACUAAAAAUUGAUGCUAGAGAAGAAAUUUCAGAAGAAGAGGAAGAAUUAAUGGAAGAGAUGAAAGAAGAAAAAGGAGAAUCAAAGGAUGACCAUGGUCAUGAUGGGACAAGGAUCAAAGUCGUUGAUGGUGAUUUUCAUCAAGAUCGACCGAUUAUAGUGCAAGUGCAGAGUAAAGAAGAUGAUGAAGUAGUCGAAUCAGUGCAAGAAAAUAUCAAGCCAGAAGAGUCAUCCAUCCUACAAAUGGAGAUGAACUGCAUGAAAGAAGAAAACCGUGUAUUGAGGAAAGUCGUAGAAAAAACAGUGAAAGAUUAUCAUGAUCUGCAAAUUAAAUUUGCCUCUGUACUCCAGCAAAGUAACCAUGAAAAGGAUACACUAAUACCUUUUCUUGCCCUACAACCAAAUAGUAGUCCUUCAGCUUUGAACAUCUUAUUAGAUGGUGGUAAUUAUAUGAAGCCGUCGACCCAUGAGAGCACUCAUGCCGGAGAGAACCAUGAAUUAGGGUUGUUAUUGAGGCUGCAAACAGGCAGUAGUAGUAGUGAUCCUGAACAACAACAUAAGAAUAACAAAGAAGAAGAGAUGGGUAAUAAGCAGGAGGACUUGAAAAGUUUUGAUAACAAGUUGAAGAGAACAAAUGAUCAUCAUCAAUUGGGUGGAAUAGCCAGCUACGCCAUCAGUGGUAACUCACCUAACAAAAAGCCUAGGGUUUCAGUCCGAGCAAGAUGUCAAGCAGCCACAAUGAACGAUGGUUGCCAGUGGAGAAAAUAUGGCCAAAAAAUAGCCAAAGGAAAUCCUUGUCCGAGAGCAUACUAUCGAUGUACUGUAGCUCCAGGAUGUCCAGUAAGGAAACAGGUUCAAAGGUGUUUAGAGGACAUGUCAAUACUCAUAACAACAUAUGAAGGAACACACAACCAUCCACUCCCAGUGGGUGCAACAGCCAUGGCUUCAACCACAUCAUCUUCCUAUAUGUUAGUAGAUUCAAAUAACCCUUACUCUAGUCACCAUGCAAGUACCUCCAACUACUCUCAUAUACUGAUAAACCCUAUGUCCCAAUACAACUCAAACAUUAGGACUCUUAACCCUAAUAAUGACCCUUCCAAAGGGAUUGUUCUUGACCUCACAAAUAAUAAUACCCCACAAUUCCCUCUGCCUACACCCUUAUCACAUUCCCUAUCUUCUGAUCGUCAUCACCAGCCAGCCAACAAUUUCUCUUGGAAUAUUCCAAGCGAAUUCCCAACAUAUACUCAAAACCAUAUUAAAGUUAGUAGCGCCACCAGAGGCGGAUUGAACGACGGUUUUCAGGUAGGUGAGACAGUGAAGUCAAGGACUGAGAAUAUGACGACGGCCAUAGUUUCGGAUCCUAAAUUUAGGGUUGCUGUUGCGGCUGCUAUUACGUCUUUAAUUGAUAAAGAAAGCCAUAUAACGACGAAACCCAUUGGAUCAUCAAGUACCAGCUUUGAGCAUCCCAAAGAUGGAGAUAGUACUAGCGAUAAUUGGGUGCUUGAAACUCUAUCUACAAACGCCAAGGCCAUUGGUCAAACACCUUGA
Humulus lupulus (European hop) is the source of this 1839-nucleotide messenger RNA. Its product is annotated as probable WRKY transcription factor 9. The coding region runs from base 1 to 1839 and encodes 612 amino acids. Gene Ontology annotation, biological process: regulation of DNA-templated transcription. The transcript is spliced from 7 exons. Gene Ontology annotation, molecular function: DNA-binding transcription factor activity; sequence-specific DNA binding. NCBI's taxonomy places the organism in Eukaryota, Viridiplantae, Streptophyta, Magnoliopsida, Rosales, Cannabaceae. The record is from RefSeq and is a predicted model, not a curated record.